UAAAUGAUGUGUGUGGUUGUUACAGGGAGCAGAGGACAAACUGAACAUGAUCAGGGCGUACCGCAGCCAGGUGGAGAAGGAGCUCCGCGACAUCUGCUCAGACAUCCUCGGCGUUCUGGACAAACACCUCAUACCCAGCUCACAGACCGGCGAGUCCAAAGUCUUCUAUUACAAAAUGAAGGGCGACUACCACCGGUACCUGGCGGAGUUCGCGACGGGCAACGACCGCAAGGAGGCGGCCGAGAACUCGCUGGUCGCGUACAAGGCCGCCUCCGACAUCGCCAUGACGGAACUGCCCCCCACACACCCCAUACGCCUCGGCCUCGCGCUUAACUUCUCCGUAAGUACUCCGCGACACACCAUUAACUAGGACCAAUCUGAACCC
Trichoplusia ni (cabbage looper) is the source of this 385-nucleotide messenger RNA. Its product is annotated as 14-3-3 protein epsilon-like. Gene Ontology annotation, cellular component: cytoplasm. The transcript has 2 exons. The record is from RefSeq and is a predicted model, not a curated record. Bases 47 to 370 code for a protein of 107 amino acids. Gene Ontology annotation, biological process: signal transduction. Lineage: Eukaryota; Metazoa; Arthropoda; Insecta; Lepidoptera; Noctuidae.